AUGGAAAAGGCAUUGAAAUGCAAAUCUUGUGGAAAGCGUUUUACAUCUAAGGGAAAUUUAAACGUACAUAGAAGAACCCACACUGGAGAGAAACCAUACCAUUGCAAAACCUGUGAUAAGUGGUUUACUCAAAAAGGUAAUUUACAAAAACACGAAAGAUCCCACACUGGAGUGAAGCCAUACCAGUGCAAAACUUGUGACAAGUGGUUUAAUCGAAAAUAUAAUUUACAAAUACAUGAAAGAUCACACACUAGAGACAAGGCAUUCCAGUGUAAAACAUGUGACAAGUGGUUCCUCCAGAAAGUAAAUCUACAAGUACAUGAAAGAUUACAUACUGGAGAGAAGCCAAACCAGUGCAAAUAUUGUGAUAUGUGUUUUACACAUAAGGGAAGUCUUCGAGUCCAUGAAAGAAACCACAUUGGAGAGAAGCCGUACCAGUGCAAAUCUUGUGAUAUGUGUUUUUCUUCAAAUGGAAGUCUACGAAUACAUGAAAGAUCCCACACUGGAGAGAAGCCAUACCAGUGCAAAACAUGUGACAAGUGUUUUACUCAGAAAGGUAAUCUACAAAGACAUGAAAGAUCUCACACUGGAGAGAAGCCAUACCAGUGCAAAACUUGUGCCAAGUGUUUUACUAGAAAAAGAGGUCUGCAAAUACAUGAAAGAUCCCACACUGAAGAGAAGCCAUACCAGUGCAAAACUUGUGCUAAGUGUUUUACUAGAAAAAGAGAUCUGCAAAUACAUACAAGAUCCCACACUGGAGAGAAGUCAUACAAGUGCAAAACUUGUGACAAGUGGUUUACUCAAAAAAUUAGUCUACAAAGACAUGAAAGAUCUCACACUGGAGAGAAGCCAUACCAGUGCAAAGCUUGUGACAAGUGUUUUACUACGAAAAGAAGUCUGCAAAUACACAAAAGAUUACACACUGGAGAGAAGCCAUACAAGUGCAAAACUUGUGACAAGUGUUUUACUCAAAAAGGUAGUCUACAAAGACAUGAAAAAUCCCACCCUAGAGAGAAACCAUACCAGUGCAAAAUGUGUGAGAAGUGGUUUUGUCGAAAAAGAACACUACAAAAACACGAAAGAUUGCACUUUGCACAGCAGCCAUAUUCUUCAAAUUACAAUGAAACAUUUACUUGCUGGAUUUGCCAGGAGGAACUGAGCAGUGCUUCCCAGCUCCUUAGCCACUAUGAGGAACACAUGAAGUUGCCUUGAUUUUCUUGUUGAUCAGUGUAUCUGAUUAAUUUUUGGCUGAUUGGAACAUAUAUUUAUGUAACUUUAAGUUGAUCGUCAACACUGCUGUUUUAAGGAGACUGAAGUGAGAAAAAAAACUUUGGCUCCCAUCCGUUACACUUCUGAUUAGGGAACACUUUUUGCAGUUCUUGGUGUCUCUUGGCGAAAGCUUACCCAGUAGUUUUAGGUCAAAGUGAAGCAAACACACUAAAAGCAAAAAUAAAUUAGGGGGAAAUUUUUUUCACCUUCACAUGGACCCCUUUGCGAUUGAAAAAAAUUACCCAAAAGCAACAAUAAGGAAAGUUUUUUUAUAAUAUUAUCAAGGCAAAGGUGAUCAAAUAGGAUAUACGAGGUUGCGAUGUGAAUUUAUUUCGUUUCAGCUACAUUUGCACACGAUCAUUACUGCUAUUUUGAAGCUACUUUGAGCGGCCAAUUGUUUCACGGGUUUAACAUCCAAGUUUUAAAUAAGCCGUUGAAUUUUUUACCUGGUCAAUAAACGUUUCAACCACAAACAUUGCUAAUUUUGAGAGCCCUUCCAUUAUUUAUGUGGACAUGAAACACGGGAUAUGAAAAUGAGUGUUUAUGAUUUGAGCACCAAAGGAUGGUGUUAUGUUUUAGGUAAAUCUUGCGCAACAUUUGAUUAUCAUGAUGCCUAGAGCGUAGAGGCGAUUCAAUCAACUGAGGGAUUAUUCAAUUGAAACCAUCCCACCCCCCUCCCCCCUGCUUAACUGCUGACUCAAAAUCAAUAGCGUCUUCAGACUCGCUAAAACUCGAAUCAAUGUAAACGAAUGGAGGAAAUGUUACAGUUUUUAAAUCACAAUACUGCUCACUAUAAGAGAUACAACAAUGAUAGAUUGAUCAUGCGUGAUGUUAUAAGGCAUGAUGCUCUGCUGUGAUUGGUUUACUUUUUCAACAGCUCUGAUUCGCAUUCAUAUAAGACUUCACCCUGACAACAUCAAUAGGGAUGGUGGAAGAGAAAUUCCAGAAGCGUGGAUGCCCACGAUCAAAAAACACAACAACGGGAGAUCCGCGCGAAAGCGGACCGCUUGGGGAGCAAAUUACUGAGUGAAACAGCAAGGAUCGUAAUGCGCCAAUCAGAGCUGUUGAAAAAACAGCCAAUCACAGCAGAGUAUCAUGCUUUAGAAGAUCACGCAUGACCAGUCGACCCCAUCGCCUGAAGAAGACUAGCAGUGUGCAGUCGAAACGCCGCAAUCUACAUCACAUGUGACUACAUCGUGAGACAAACGGAACACUUAGCUUUUAUUGUUAUUCACUACGAUGAAUAACUACAGCCUUUUUUACGAAAUGAUAGAUUGAUUAUGUAUACAGCCAUUGCCUUCAGGGAAAAGCUCUAUGGACGGUUGACGGUGUCUGUAGGCGGUUUUCCGUCCAAGCAGUUUGACGUUCAUUAUAGAAGGUCAGGACGGACGCCGACAGUCAGGUCGGAGGCAACACUGCCGUCCUUGUCAUCUCAAACGGGUUAAGGAAUCGAAAUUUCUUUUUUUUUACUAUCUGGCGAACAGUUAUAAUAGUGGUGGGACUGUGUGGAUUCCAAUUCGCUUUGUAAUCAUAUGUAUGUACUUAUCGACUGAUUAGGAGAGCCGGACUAGAAAAUAUUAAGCUUGAGGUCAGGACAUGACAUUUCUUGCCAUGGAGAACGGGAUCAGCGCUUGAAGUAAGAUAGGGCAUAAGGCUCUUUUGUAUCACGCAAGCUUCGCCAUAACGUAGCACUGGCCAAGUCACGUGACACCUAUGAAGCCGUGCAGUUGUGAAGGCUUCAACCUUUUCAAGUUUUUUCCCCCAAAAAACAUUCUAAUCAUGGCAGUGUGUAUUGGCACAUCAUGACCCUUCUCCAAAGAAGCGAUCGAAAUAUCUAAGAUCUACCUUUGAAAAAUUAAAAAAGAAACAAUGAAAAGAGAUCCUGUUAAAUACUUAGUAUUAGCUGUAAAAUUUCAAGACUAUGUGGUUGUAAAUGCCAAUCUGAAGCUUUUUAAGCUUUUUCGUUUUAAUAACACACGUUUGUUUAUCUGGGGAUGUCACAUGUACAUUACGUAGCUCUCUUUUUUACCCCUAAAAAUUCUCUCAUACAUUUAGGGCCCGUUUACAUGGAGGUGGGGGACCUCUGGUAAGUGAGGUAUCCUGCGUAGGUGGGAUAGCCCGACUGCCCAUAUAAUGUCUUAUUUGAUUUCGAUCGCGAUCACAUGAUAAGUGGGGUAACCCACUUUUGCAGGUUGCCCGUUCUGCCGGAUAGGGUGACCCUUUCAGCCGGGGUAAACGUCUAAAGGUGGGGUAACCCGCUUAGCCAGGGUCACGUUCAUGUCACAUUUGGAAGCGCGCCAACAGCCUCAUCAAACUUCACCCCGUGAUCCCGGGGUAGUAAGAUUGUAUGUAAACGCGAGCUAUGUUUCGACCCCGGCUAGGCGGGCUACCUCACCUAUCUGCAGCCUCUCACCUCCAUAUAAACAGGCCCUCUCUAAGCUUAAACAUUACUUGACUACAGCAAACUUGCUACAUGCCCAGAUCGUUAUGGUUUGAAGGGUUUUGAUCUUAAUACUGGUGUAAAUUUUCCCUUACGUUCUAAAUAAUGCUCAGUUUUCAGUCGCUAGUUAAAGUAGAGAAGAGUUCUGUUCUUUCUUUUGCCGAGUAUCCCUUCUCUAUAAUUUUAUUGGUUUUGAAAAUAGCCUUUAAUUACGCCGAACCUUUCUUUGGUGAGUAUGUCAGCAGUAAAAAGCUCUCAUGCUUUUUAUCAGUUGCUGUUCCUUUUAAUUAAACAAGGUUUUCAGGGUCUAAUUUCACGUUACAUAACAUCUCUUGGCAUAGAAAACGUUGGGUAUUUUAAAAUUAUUCUAUUACAAUUACCACCGUUGUUUGUGCUUCGGGAAGAAUUCAUUAAAUUAGCUGCUGGCCCUAGAGAAUUUCACGACGGAAGUAUCUAUUCUUGUCAGCAGAAUACAUCUGUUAUAUCUAUAAGUAUGGAGGUAAAUAAUUAUGAAGGUAAAUAAUUAACUUUCGCAGGCGAAUGGAUCAGACAAAAAAGGUCUACAAGGCCUGAAACUGAAAUUAAAAAUCACAGGUUUAUUACAAAUCAACAUAAUGACCAGCUUCAGUUGGCUUGUUAGCUCAGUUCGUUGAGCGCUGCACCGGUAUCGUAGAGUUCAAGGAUUCAAAUCAAGAGAAUAUCACUGUAUUAUCUUGGUUGAAAUCCCGUACAGGCCUGAAUUUUUCCAGGCCUUAUUUUCAGCACUACUCAAGUAGUUUUCAUUACUGCGAAGAUCGCUUUGAUAUUCAUUUCUUAACCCGCAGUACACAUAUUUGAUUUUCACAUAUUAACCUAAGUCAUCGAUUCAAGAAUUUGCAUGAAUUGAAGUUUUCUAUGAAAUCGUUGAACUUUUCGCGCUUGACAUCUGCUUUGAAUCUAUAUUUUGCUCAAAAGGUUACUCCAAAUGCCAAAAGUUGUUCAAUUUGCAAAGCUCAUUCCCAGUGUCAUCUCUUUCUCUUUUAUGGAUACAAGAGAGAGAGACCCGGGAACGAGGCUGCAUCUACAAGAUGGCGUCCUUUGUGGGUUGACUUUGCUAACACUGUGUUGAAGCAAAUCACUGUGGAACACAUAUUAACAUAAGGUAAGAGUAAAAAUGUUAAAUUUUAGCCCAAUACUCUGCGACGGAAGUAAUGGUUUGGUAUGUAUCUUAUUUUCAGACGUUUUGGUGUGUAGUAUCACGAACUAUUUUUACUUACGAGUAGUGCCAGAACAACUCGUAAAAAUACUCAGUUACACUGCCCACCUAAAGCGUCUAAAGUUAUUCAUCAUCCAACUGCUUAUUUUAUAUUUCGAGGCCACUGGUAUCUCGGUUAAAUUACGUUGGCAAUGAAGUCAUUUAAAAGCCUACACUUUAUUUAACCACGAUGCUAAAGCCUUUAGACGGAGUCAAAGCUUUUUGUCACAUACUCAUGAGUCUGGCUUUUUGGCCUGAAGAAUAUGUUUCACAUCUGUGAAUCAAAUUCUAAAUAAUUAUACUCUGGUUUUUGUAGUUCUGUGUAAAAGCUUAAAAGAGAGUUGUUUUAGUUUGUUGUCUCAUGUUGACUCAUGUAUGCCCAGUAAAAGAGAGUUUAAUCUCCCAGUCUUCAAAAUGGAUAGGAGAAGUAGUUUUCCAUUGUUGUUUUCAAUAAUUCUCAAGAAAAGCAAUGAUGCUUGUAGGUGAGCAGCAAUUCAGGCAGUUGCAGAGAGGAAGCCUGAAAAGAAAAAAUUAGGUUUUGGAUGCAAUUCAAACACAUGCCUCCCAGAUACUACAUAGGUACUACAUAGCUACUACAUAGUUACUACAUAGGUACUACAUAGGUACUACAUAGGUACUACAUAGUUACUACAUAGGUACUACAUAGGUACUACAUAGGUACUACAUAGUUACUACAUAGGUACUACAUAGGUACUACAUGGGACCAACAGACCAAAUUUUUCUUGAACUUGCCUGGGAAGGUUUGAAGUAACUGUAAGUCUUACUUCUUUUGAUAUGGCUUUCCCUUUGUCACCCAAAGCCAUAUGAAAGAGUUUCCUUACAAAAUAAAUGUAGAUACAUUAAGUAAUUUGGUGUACAGAUAUUUUGGGAGAAAACCAUAUGAACAUAUUUUAAGUGAGGUGACAAACAUGUACAUGCAAACUCAUACCCCUACUUUGGUACAAGGAGAAAGAAGGCAUACCUCUAUUUUGGUACAAGGGAGAGGGGGGUGUGAUUGGAACCCCCCCCCCUUCCAUAGCUUUAUGUUGCAAUAUUUUUUAAGAUUUUUACCUUAAAUAGAUAGAUUGUAUGAUGUGAAUAUUAUGGGAUACAUAUACAAAUAAUGCUGCAAGGGAACCAGUGAUGUCAUUCAACAUGGCAGUCAUUUUUUUUCAUUAUUUUUCACUUUUUUCACUAUUAUUUUUGGCUUGUCAAAAGAACUGUAGCUAUCAAACUUAACAGGAUAAUAGAAAAUCAGACUAGCAAAUAAAUUAUAGAUUUACUAUACUUUCAUUUUUAACAUUAAAGCUUUCAUUCUUUCAUAGCUCAUAUCAAGCCCUCAACCACACCCUACUUGUCAUUUAACAUCUCCAGUAUCUAUCAGGCAAAUUUUACAAACAUUAAAACAAGUAUAACUUUAUGAGAAACAAACAGCUACUGAAGAGGAUAUCAGUAGUUGCCCAGAUAAAAGCCUCUUGAUAAAAUUAAAGAAAAAACUAAGAGGUAGUGUGGCAUCCACCUCUCCCCUCACCCCCUCUUGUUACUACGAGUGUUAAUCUGUUCUUACUGAAUGUAAAGGGUAAAACCCUGUCUAAUAUCCCCAUACCCAGCUAAAUAAAUGUAUUUUUUUUUCUUCUGGCAUUUCAGAUAAUGUUGCUGUCUCUUAGUUGGCCCUAACAUGGCCCAAACCAAAACAUCUUGUACUGAGGAGGUACAAUACGGUGGAAAAUUGAAUCAAUGUAUAAAGAAUCUGCAAAAUUUGAAAGCUGUGUGGAAAAGGCAUUAAAAUGCAAAUCUUGUGAAAAGUGUUUUACAUCUAAGGGAAAUAUGCUAGUACAUUUAAGAACCCACACUGGGGAGAAACCAUACCAGUGCAAAACUUGUGACAAAUGGUUUACACAAAAGGGACAUCUACAAAUACAUGAAAGAUCCCACACAGGAGAGAAGCCAUACCAUUGCAAAACUUGUGACAGGCGGUUUGCACAAAAGGGACAUCUUCAACUACAUGAAAGAUCCCACACAGGAGAGAAGCCAUACCAGUGCAACACUUGUGACAAGUGGUUUACUCAUAAGGGAAGUCUACAGAAACAUAAUAGAUCCCACACUGGAGAGAAGCCAUACCAGUGCAAAACUUGUGACAAGUGGUUUGCUACAAAAGGAAGUCUGCAAAUACAUAAAAGAUCUUACACUGGAGAGAAACCAUACCAUUGCAAAACCUGUGAUAAGUGGUUUACUCAAAAAGGUAAUUUACAAACACAUGAAAGAUCCCACACUGGAGAGAAGCCAUACCAGUGCAAAACUUGUGACAAGUGGUUCUCUCAUAAAGGAAAUCUACAAAGACAUGAAAGAUCACACACUGGAGAGAAGCCAUACCAGUGCAAAACUUGUGGCAAUUGGUUUACACAAAAGGUACAACUACAAGUACAUGAAAGAUCACAUACUGGAGAGAAGCCAUACCAGUGCAAAUAUUGUGAUAUGCGUUUUACACAAAAGGGAAGUCUUCGAGUCCAUGAAAGAAACCACAUAGGAGAGAAGCCAUACCAGUGCAAAUCAUGUGAUAUGUGUUUUACUUCAAAUGGAGGGCUACGAACUCAUGAAAGAUCCCACACUGGAGAGAAGCCAUACCAGUGCAAAACUUGUGACAAGUGGUUUACUCAAAAAUUCAAUUUAAAAAGACAUGAACUAUCCCACACAGGAGAGAAGCCAUACCAGUGUAAAACAUGUGACAAGUGGUUUACUCAAAAGGGUAAUCUGCAAAUACAUGAAAGAUCACACACCGGAGAGAAACCAUUCCAGUGCAAAAAUUGUGACAAGUGUUUUACCUCAAAAGGAGGUCUGCAGAUACAUGAAAGAUCCCACACUGGAGAGAAGCCAUUCCAGUGCAAAUUUUGUGACAAGUGUUUUACUACAAGAAGAAGUCUACAAAUACAUAAAAUUUCCCACACUGGAGAAAAGCCAUACAAGUGUAAAACUUGUGACAAGUGGUUUAAUCAAAAAUGUAAUCUACAAACACAUGAAAGAUCCCACACAGGGGAGAAGCCACACCAGUGCAAAACUUGUGGCAAGUAUUUUGCUACAAGAAGAACUCUGCAAAUACAUACAAGAUCACACACUGGAGAAAAGCCUUACAAGUGCAAAACUUGUGACAAGUGUUUUACUGAAAAAGGUAAUUUACAAAGACAUGAAAGAGCUCACACAGGAGAGAAGCCAUACCAGUGCAAAAUGUGUGAAAAGCGGUUUUCUCGAAAAAGUACACUACUAAAACACGAAAGAUUGCACUUUGAACAGCAGCCA
Molecule: messenger RNA, 8237 nt
Organism: Pocillopora meandrina
Lineage: Eukaryota; Metazoa; Cnidaria; Anthozoa; Scleractinia; Pocilloporidae
Source: the annotation of a GenBank genome assembly